CAUCAUCGCCCCUCUCCUCCUCUCGAGCAUCUAAAAGCAGCCGUGAGCCUGCAGCUCUGGGUCUGCUGUGUUUGGGUGCAGAGGGUCCUGAUGCUGCUGCAGCAGAGCCAAAGAAAGAACCAAAUGAGCCGUCCCAACAUGAAGGGGAGCGCAGGUCUUCUCUUCAGCCUCGUCACCGCUGCAGUUUUCUCCAGUAUCUCUGCUCAGACAAUGAGAGAGUGUGAAAAUGUCACUGUGGGUGAUAUCGUCUUCCUAGUCGAUGGCUCCUUCAGCAUCGAUACUGAAAGCUUUCAGGAGAUCCGCACAUUUCUCCGCAAUUCCAUCAGGGGCUUUGACAUCGGCCCCAAAAAAGUUCAGGUUGGCUUGGUGCAGUACAGUGAUGAUCCCUCUCCGGAGUUCCAGCUGAAGGAUCACACGGACAAGAAAUCCCUGCUAGCUGCAGUGGAAAGACUUUCCCACCAAAAAGGUGGCACACAAACUGGCAAAGCCAUGGACUUCCUCCGGACGCAGUACUUCACCAAGGAGGCCGGGAGCCGAGCCGACCAACGUGUGCCUCAGAUUGCUGUGGUCAUCACAGAUGGGGUAGCCACUGAUGAGGUGGAGGAACCUGCCAGGCAACUGAGGCAGCACGGUGUCAUCGUGUUUGCUAUUGGGGUGGGACAGAUCAACCAGUCACAGCUUAGAGACAUCGCUAACUGGCCCCCGGACCGUUUCCUCCUCACCAUUGACAGCUACCAGGAGCUCCAGGCUCGGACAACCAGCCUGCUGAAAACUGUCUGUAACAGUCUGGAGUAUCAGACACAAGCUUUGGCUGACAGGUUUGCUGAUAUUUUCUUCUUGGUGGACAGUGGAACAACUCCAAGACAAUUUAAUGUGUUUAGAAAUGAGCUCAUCAAACUGUUGAAUGUGCUGGACUUUGGAGCGUCUGGUUACCGGGUCGGUUUGGCCCAGUACAGUGAGGACGUCAGAGUCGAGUUCCUUCUCAAAGCUCACCAAACCAAACAGCAGAGUCUGAGCGCCAUUCGACGUUUCCGACUACGUCCACAACCCAACCAACCACGAAACCUUGGAGCAGCUCUGUCCUAUGCUAAAGAUAACUUUUUCACUGCUGAGGCUGGGGGCCGGGCAGACCAGGGCACCCCGCAGUAUUUGGUUGUAGUGACCGGGAAAGAUUCAGAUGAUUCCGUGUUUUGGUCUGCGAAGGAGCUCAAAGAGUCGGGAGUCAUUAUUGUGGGGGUGGCUGCAGGUGCGACGCAGGAUGCACUGGACCGCUUUGUCAGCCAUGAUUUCGCAUUUGAUUCUUCCAAAGUGAAUUUAUUGACUGACUUGUUCAUAACCCGGAAAGUGGAGAAUGUCACUGAAGAUUGCAAAAGAGCCAACGUUGCAGACAUUGUGCUCAUUGUUGAUGAGUCCGGAAGCAUUGGAGACGAAAACUUCAGGCUGAUACGCAUUUUCCUGCACUCGGUCAUCAGCGGCCUGGAAAUUGGCAAAUUUAAGAUCCGAGUAGGCAUUGUAACGUACAACAAUGUGCCAACUGCACAGGCCAACCUGAACACAUUCAGAGACAAGAAUGAAAUUCUGCAGUUCAUCAACCUCCUGCCUUACCGUAAGGGUGGCACAAACACUGGAGCUGCCCUGCGCUUCACCCUCAAAAACAUCUUCACUGAUGAAAAGGGCAGCAGGAAGGAUGUCCCGAAGAUAGCAUUGGUGAUCACAGAUGGUAAAUCCCAGGAUAAUGUGAGUGACGCUGCAAUCGCUCUCCGGCGAGCUGGUGUCACAGUUUACGCUGUUGGAAUCAAAGAAGCCAAUGAAACAGAACUUUUGGAGAUGGCAUCUUACCCCAAGUCUAAGUAUGUUUUUACUGUGGACAGUUUCAUCAAGCUGAAGCCUCUGACAGAAACUCUGCAGACAACCCUGUGCAACACCAUCAUCCAGAUUGGAGUCCAGGACAAGGAAAGCCAAACGGACGUCAAAGAAGCAUGUGUACAAACAGACCAAGCAGACUUCUUCUUCCUGAUGGAUGACUCAGGGAGCAUCGAAAAUAACGAUUUCUAUGACAUGCAGAAGUUCAUCAUUGAGUUUCUUCAUACCUUCCGCAUUGGGCCACAACAUGUUCGCAUGGGUCUGGUGAAGUAUUCAGAUUCACCUUCUCUGCAGUUUGACCUAACAGAGCACUCAGAUGCUAAGAAAAUGGAAAAAGCUGUGGAGGGAAUACAUCACCAAGGAGGUGGGACACAAACAGGAAGAGCACUGUCAUCCAUGAAAGUACAUUUUAAGAAUCCAAAGAACAGUCGUGGCUACACAGUCCCAGAGUACCUGAUUGUCAUCACUGACGGAGAAUCCCAAGAUGAAGUUAAAAUUCCUGCAGAAGAAUUAAGGGCACUGGGUGUCAUCACCUACGCCAUCGGGGUGAAAGGCUCUAACGACACACAGCUGACUGAGAUUGCCGGGGAUCCAAAGAGAAAAUUUUUCGUCAGUAAUUUUGAUGCCUUGAAAUCCAUCAAAGACAGCAUCAUCAGAGACAUCUGUUCUGAGGAAGCUUGCAAAGACAUACCAAGCGACAUAAUUUUCUUAACUGACAGCUCUGAGAGCAUCUCUGAGAAGGACUUUCAGAAGAUGAAAGAUUUCAUGACAUCUGUUAUUAGCAAGUCCAUUGUUGGGCAGAAUGAGGUGCACAUUGGUGUUAUGCAGUACAGCAGCAGUCCAUACCUGGAGUUUGACCUCACGCAACACUACAACCAGAGCAGAAUACUGAACGCCAUCGAUAAAAUGGAGCAGAUAAAGGAAGGCACUCGCACCGGCAGGGCCAUCACUGAGGUUUCCCAGUAUUUUGAUGCUGCCAGAGGAGGACGUCCUGAGAUAAAGCAGUUUUUGGUAGUUAUAACAGAUGGUGCAUCCCAAGAUGAAGUCAAAGGCCCAGCUGAUGCUCUGAGGGCUAAAGGAGUGGUGAUCUAUGCCAUUGGAGUGUAUCAGGCAAACAGGAAGCAGCUGCUGGAGAUCAGCGGUUCAUCAGAAAGGGUCUUUAUUGAGAAUGCCUUUGAUGCACUGAAGGAACUAGAUAGCCAGCUGGCCUUGAAGUUCUGUGAUCCACAGAGAGAUUGUAAAAAGACAGAAAAAGCUGAUAUAAUUUUUCUGGUGGACGGUUCUACAAGCAUAGAUGAUGACGAGUUCAAAAGCAUGCAAACAUUUAUGGCCUCAGUAGUGGACCAGAGCACAGUUGGUGAGGAUCUGACCCGUUUCGGGGUCAUUCUCUACUCUAACACAGCCAAAUCCAGCUUUACUCUAAAAGAAAUGAACUCCAAAGGAAAAGUUCUUGAAGCAGUAAAAAAGUUGGAAGCACCAAAAGGAGACACCUACACAGGUGCUGCCUUGAAAUACUCCCUGGACUUCUUUAAUGCUCAACAUGGCGGUCGGAGAGAACUCAAGGUGCAUCAGAUUCUCAUGGUGAUCACAGAUGGAGAAGCGACCGACCCUCAUGGACUGAAAGCAGAAUCUGAUGCACUGCGGGAAAAUGGGAUCACAGUCAUCAGCAUCGGAGUGAUGGACGCAAAAAGGGAGGAGCUGGACACCAUGGCUGGUGGCGACACAUCCAAAGUUUUCUUUGUGGAUAAUUUUAAGGAGUUAGAAACUCUGUACAAGGAAGUUUCUCCUGUCAUCUGCAAUACCACUAAGUCAGAUUGUGAUCAGACAGACUUGGUCUUCCUGCUCGAUUACUCGAGCAGCAUCACCCCAGGAGAUCAUAAAAUUAUGAUAAACUUCACAGCAGAUGUGGUGAACACCUUUGAAGUUAGUGAAAAGUUUGUGCGUGUCGGACUUGCACAGUUCAGUGAUAAUCCUCAAGAUGAAUUUUACCUUAAAAAGUACUACAACAAGGAGGCCAUGAUCAGACACAUCCGUAACUUGGAACAUAAUGGUGGAGACACCUAUAUUGGAAAGGCUUUGAGUCAUAUCAGGAAAUACUUUGAUGAAUCAGGGGGAGGACGCAGAGGAGUUCCCAAGACCCUGGUGUUGGUAACAGAUGGUGAUUCUCAUGAUGAUGUGGAAGAUGCGGCAAAACAGCUCAGGGAUAUGGGGGUUUCAAUACUUGCCAUCGCUGUUGGUGACAUCUAUUACCUACAGCUCCUGCAGAUCACUGGCACACCAGAGAAGGUGUUUGAAGUCCAGAACUUCAAUAGCUUGGGAAAUAUUAAGAGAAAGAUCAUCGAUGAUAUCUGCAUUUCUCAACCUCCUGAAGUUGAUUGCAGCAUUGACAUCGCAGUAGGAUUCGAUAUUACUGACAGAAAUGGACUCGCUGAGAUCAGUGGCCACAUUCCCCACCUGGAGGAGAUUGUCCAUUACAUUUCAUCAGUGAACGACUUGUGCUGUGUUGAAAGCACCCCAGUCCAGACCAAAAUCGCCUUCCAUUUGGUAGAUCACGAUGGAAGCGCAUUGUACGACACAAACUUUGAAGCUGUCAAUAAGGAUGUAUUGAAGAAAGUAUUGACCUUGGGGUUGUCGCAACCUACCUACUUUAACUCUGCCCUGUUGAACUUCUUCAAGGACAGGUUCAAAGCCAAGUCUACAGCUAAUGUCAAGGUGCUGCUGAUCUUCUCUGAUGGUCUCAAUGAAGAUGCGAUGAAACUGGAACAUGAAUCUGAGCUGCUGCAAAAGUCUGGAGUCAACGCUCUGAUAGCCGUGGCUCUGAAGGGUGCCGACCCCACUCAGCUGCAGAUGGUGGAGUUUGGUCGCGGGUUCGGAUACUUGCAACCUCUCAGAAUCAGCAUGCUGAACAUCGGCAGCUCUCUCCUCCAACAGAUUAGCACUGUGGCCGAUCGGGAAUGUUGCAACGUGAAUUGCAAAUGUUCAGGACACGAAGGCAUCCAAGGUCCUCCAGGAACACCGGGAGAAAAGGGUGAGCCUGGAGAGAGGGGCCAGCCGGGUUUCCCAGGAGAUGAGGGAGUCAUGGGCGAUCGAGGGCCUCCUGGACCGAGUGGACCUCAGGGGAUCGAGGGCUGUCCUGGAGCCAGAGGACAGAAGGGCUACCGAGGGGUCUCAGGCAGCAGGGGCGAGAACGGAGAGGAUGGACUGGAUGGAGUAGAUGGAGAGCAGGGCGAGACGGGACUGGAUGGACUGAAAGGAGAGCGAGGAGACCCCGGAAACCCAGGUAUCCCGGGAACCAGCGGCGAGCCGGGGCUGAAAGGACAGCGGGGACUGAGAGGAGAUCCGGGCACCCCAGGUGUCGACAACACCAGCCCAGGACCCAAAGGAGACCCCGGCAGCCCAGGGAGACCAGGUGAUCCUGGUCAAGAUGGAUAUGGAGGUGACAGUGGAACUGGUGGAAACCUGGGUCCUAAUGGGAGAAGAGGCCCCAGUGGUGAGAAGGGGUCACCAGGUGAUAAAGGAACCCGAGGACCUUCAGGUAUUCCAGGUCCCGCCGGUCCACAGGGAGGCAGAGGGAACGGUGGGGCACGUGGACCCAAAGGAACGCCUGGAUUCCCCGGACCUCAGGGUGAACAUGGAUUAGUUGGAGACCCGGGGCCACCUGGAAGUCGUGGCCCUAAUGGACAGAAGGGCCAACCAGGAGAUCCAGGUGUAAAGGGUGAUUCUGGAUCACAGGGACCUAGAGGAAUGCCGGGUCUGGAUGGCAGAGACGGAUUUGGACCCACAGGACCCAAAGGCGCUAAAGGAGAUCCUGGUUUUCCUGGUUACCCUGGUUUACCGGGUGAGGAAGGUCUGCAGGGACCCAAGGGGUAUCCAGGACCCAAAGGGAACCAAGGUCGAGGGGGGAACUCAGGUGUGUCAGGAGAAUCAGGUGUGUCUGGAGAUCCAGGACAUCCAGGACACAAAGGUCCAAAAGGUCAUCCUGGAGGCAGCUCUAUGACGGAGUGCCAGCUGAUCAACUACAUCAGAGACAACUGUGUUUGUUCACAUGGUCAGUCAGAGUGUCCGGCCUACCCCACUGAGCUGGUGUUCGGCCUGGACAUGUCUGUUGAUGUGACCCCGGCGGCCUUCGAGAGGCAGCGCUCCGCCCUCCUCUACCUGCUGGAGGACAUCAGCAUCGCUGAGAGCAACUGUCCGCGUGGUGCUCGCAUCGCUGUGGUGGCAUACAACACCUACACCAAGUACCUGAUCCGCUUCCAGGAGCAUCAUCACAAGACUCAGCUACUGGAAGCUGUGAGGGGCAUCGCCCUGGAGAGGACAUCCAACAAACGCCAGCUGGGUGCCACCAUGCGCUUUGUGGGUCAGAACAUCUUCAAACGAGUCCGAGCAGGGUUCAUGGUGAGGAAGGUGGCCGUCUUUUUCACCAAUGGGCCGUCCAGUGACAACAGUGACAUACUUGCUGCCAUUAUGGAGUACCGGGCUCUUAACAUUGUCCCAGCAGUCAUCUCCCUGAAGAACGCUCCCGAGAUUGGUCGUGCAAUAGAGGUUGACGACACAAGAAACUCCAUCUUCACAGUGCUGAGGAGGGCACAGGAGAUGGCUGCUGACCUGAGGACAGUCAAGAACUGUGCAAUCUGUUACGACCCCUGCAAGCGUUCAGAGGAAUGCAGCUUCAUCCAGGACCCCCCCAGGCCUCAGCAGGUGGAUGUGGACCUGGUCAUGGUGCUGGACAGCUCCAGGGAGAUGCAGGCCGACGAGUACGCUGGUGCCCAGCAGCUGCUGAGCUCAGUGGUGGAGCAGCUGGCUGUGAGUCCUCAGCCUCGCAGAGUGGACAACCAGGCCCGAGUAGGUCUAGUCCAACAGAGCAAGACCCAGAUCACCAAGGAAGAGUUUGGCCUGCAGACCUAUCAGAACAUCGACCUGAUGAAGAGACACAUAAUGCAGAAGAUGCAGCAGCAGGGUGGCUCUUCAGCUCUGGGACAGAUACUGGACUACACCCUGAGGGAGGUGCUGCUGAAGGCCAGCCAGCCGCGUAAGAGGAGGGCUCUUCUGGCUGUGGUGGGCACCAAGACGGCCUACAGGGACCGGGCCAGGCUGCACUACAUCUCCCAGAAGGCCAAGUGUGAGGGGGUGGCACUGUUUGUGGUGGCGGUCAGUGAUCGUUGCAACCGGACACAGGUGGAGGAGAUGGCCAGCGUGCCAAUACAGCAGCACCUGAUCCAAUUCAGCACGCUGAAGGCUGACGAGCAGGGCUAUGCCCAGCGCUUCAUCAGAGUCUUCCUCUCCGCCCUCAACAAGGGAGUGAACACUUAUCCUCCACCCUCGUUUAGAGCGACCUGCAGCCAGCUGUCAGAGCCAGAUGAAGAAUUCUACUCCAUAAACGGUCAGGGCUCCGCUGAUCAGGAGCUGGAGUUUUCCGAUCAGGAGGUGAGCCGGUUUCAGGAGCAGACUGGAGUCACGACUGGAAACUGGAGCAUCCUCGAGACUCUCAACACAGGAGAGAGUUCACCCGCUGGGGCUGACCUCACAGAUUUGAAUGCUGUGCUGACGAAGCAGCCGGACAGCUUUGAGUCCAAAGACGUCUGUCUCCUGAGCGAAGACAGCGGCGACUGUCAAAAUUACACCAUCAAGUGGUUCUUCGACCACAAACGAGGUGCCUGCUCUCGCUUCUGGUACGGCGGCUGCGGCGGCAACAAAAACCGCUUUGAGACUUGGGAGGAGUGCGAGAGGCUGUGUCUGACAAAGCACAGAUGAGGAGUUAUGGCACCAUCCUGCACUGAACCUGAAUCAGGAACCUCAAUCAAACACAUGGAUCUUCAAGCAGAAAGAGCAGGGCGGCCUCAGAGCAGAUUUGCCCACAGCUGAGUCUGCUCUGGGCUGGUUUACCUGCCGAAACACGUCCAGGAUGGUUUAAACUGUUCCAGGACUGAAAAUCAUCACCAGAAGAUGCUUUCUCUUUGUCACGUGCACACUUAUUUUCUCCAGCCCCACCACAACAGUAUCUUCUGACAUGUUUUCUCUAGAGCUUCUUUUCUGCAGCAUGUUAAUCGUCCUGUUACUGUUUCUGACUGGUGCUCAUGACAAGAUUCCUUUAAAAGAGUUUCUUUUUUUUUGUUUGUUUGAUGUGAUCAGGUGCUGUUUUUUUAAAGGUACUUAUUGUAAAUGUCUGCAUACAAUAAUUCUUUAAAAGCUUCUAAAAUGACUAAAACAGUGAAGAGUGUGUUUUUGUAAAAUGUUGCAGGGAGUCAAUGAAACAUUUAACACGUUCUUCUUUACAGUGGCAGCCUGGUGAAAUGCUGCCCCCUGGUGGGGAAAGUCUUGGGUACAUUCUGCAGAAAGCAACACAAAAGUACCUUUAAAAUAACCAAAUAUUUCCAGGGGGUCGCAGAGCCGCUGGAGCAGAACCUCUGCUCUCAUCGCUCUGAUACUGUAGCUAUG
Archocentrus centrarchus (flier cichlid) is the source of this 8298-nucleotide messenger RNA. Its product is annotated as collagen alpha-6(VI) chain-like. The transcript is spliced from 40 exons. Gene Ontology annotation, molecular function: serine-type endopeptidase inhibitor activity. NCBI's taxonomy places the organism in Eukaryota, Metazoa, Chordata, Actinopteri, Cichliformes, Cichlidae. Bases 91 to 7614 code for a protein of 2507 amino acids. The record is from RefSeq and is a predicted model, not a curated record.